UGGAGCGCAAGACUACAGUUAAAUGGCGGCGUCCUCAAACUAAAAUUGUUAAUUUGAUUUAGGCUGAUAUUACAGUAAUAUUAUCGUUCAAGAUUUUAUUAUCCAAUGUAUUACGAUGUCGUCUGAUGUGAAUAAAUUAGCUGGUAUCGAGACGUCUGCUAUCAGUCUGUUGAGAAGAGCGGUAGAAUUAGACACAAACAAACGAUUCGAUGAAGCCGUGACAUGUUAUCAAGAAGGCCUACAAUUAUUAUUAGAAGUUUUGAAAGGAACAAAAGAUGAAUCUAAGAAAGAAAAAUUUCGUAAUAAAAUACAGGAAUAUAUGGCAAGAGCUGAAGAAUUGAAGAUACAUGUUCAACAGGAGAAAGAAGAUGGUAAAUAUCAUGAACAGAUUCACAUAGACAGUGGAUCGCUGGGGAAUAGUUACGAGAAAUUAUUCUCACGAUUUUUGGAUGAACGAGUUACGUGUGUAGAAAUAGAAGAUCCUUACAUUAGAUCAACACAUCAGGUUUAUAAUUUAUUAAGACUUUGUGAAUUGAUUGUGAAGUUAAAAUGUCCUGUGAAAGAAAUAAAAUUGUUGACGAGUAAGGAAGAGCAUCCACAAGCUCAAGAUCAACAACAUCAAAAAUUAGGACAUGUAAAACAGGGACUACAGAAACAUAAUAUAGACUUAGAUAUCCAGUAUUCUUCUACUUUACAUGACAGAGAAAUAAGGUUAAAUACCGGCUGGGUGAUUAAAAUUGGACGGGGUUUAGACAUAUAUAAAGGUGUGGACAAGUUUGCUGUUGGUUUCUGUGAUUUUGACCUUCGACCCUGUCAUGAAACGACAAUCGAUAUAUUUCAUAGAAAAAAUAUAAAAUAAAACAAGUGACAAUAACUUGAAAAAAGUGAUUAACUUUUAAACACAUCAAAAGGAAAGAAAAAAAAAUGGAAUUUAUAUUGAAAACUUAAGUUUUGCUUAAAGGGGCAUUAUGUAAGAGCUAAAUUUGUUUAUUGCUUCUCUUUCUUCUAAUGUUACAUAAAUGGUCGUGAUUUUUAAUAGAUUGAAAACGAUCCUCAUUUAAUAAUUUAAUUUAAAAAUGGAUAAUCAAGACUUUGUUUAUUAUUGUAGCAAUGGUACUUGACAUUAGAGACUAUCUUCUAAAACUCAUAACUUGGCUCAGAAUAAAGUAAUUUUGCUAAAAUUAUCAAUAAUCAUUUCUCAUUUUCGAUUUUUGAUCUAUUAUAGCAAGAAUGGUCAGUUCUUUAUCUUAAUCUUACAUAAUGCACCUUUAACUGAAUUUAUUACUCAAAAUAUUAAUCUCAAUUUCUGAUCUCCGUUUUGUAUAAAUAUGAAUACAUAUGAAGGAUCUGUAUAUUACCACUGCCAUGGUUCAAUCCACUCUUCUUAAUUCCACUCAUACAAUCUGAUGAGAUAUUAUUUCGUUUCGUUUUUUAUAGUUCAAAAUUUCGUUUUACCUCUCUUUGCAACACUAGGAUUUGGAAGAGUUGUUAUAUAACACGUGUUCUGGUUGACGUGAGAGAUUUGCCAAUGAAACUGUCUGUUAUGGCAAGUUCUUGGCGUUUGAUACAAGGAACUGUGGGUUAAACCAGCACAACCGGUCAGAUCUUCAUGUAGUGUAGACCAUCGAAAGUAAAAAAAAACGAAACGAAA
Molecule: messenger RNA, 1651 nt
Organism: Patella vulgata (common limpet)
Lineage: Eukaryota; Metazoa; Mollusca; Gastropoda; Patellidae
Product: MIT domain-containing protein 1
Exons: 7
Coding region: 116-859 (247 amino acids)
Biological process (GO): midbody abscission
Cellular component (GO): midbody
Source: RefSeq, a predicted model, not a curated record